AUGUCAUACUCCACUCGUCAAAUCGGCGCGGCCAAUACGUUGGACUACAAGGUUUACAUCGAAAAAGACGGUAAAGCAAUUUCUGCGUUCCACGAUGUGCCUUUGUAUGCCAAUAAGGAAAAGACUGUUUUGAACAUGAUUGUUGAAGUGCCACGUUGGACAAACGCCAAAUUGGAGAUUUCUAAGGAAGACUCCUUGAACCCAAUCAUUCAAGACACGAAGAAAGGAAAAUUGAGAUUUGUGCGCAAUUGCUUCCCCCACCAUGGCUACAUUCACAACUAUGGAGCAUUUCCACAGACAUGGGAAGAUCCACAUCAGACCCACCCUGAGACAAAAGCCAAGGGCGACAACGACCCUUUGGAUGUUUGUGAGAUUGGAGAACAAGUAGCAACUGUCGGUCAAAUCAAACAAGUUAAGGUCUUGGGUGUUAUGGCAUUGUUGGAUGAAGGUGAGACUGAUUGGAAAGUUAUUGUAAUUGAUAUCAAUGACCCAUUGGCUCCUAAAUUGAAUGACAUCGAGGAUGUCGAGACUCAUUUGCCAGGUUUGUUGAGAGCAACGAACGAAUGGUUCAGGAUUUAUAAAAUCCCAGAUGGAAAGCCUGAAAACCAAUUUGCAUUCUCUGGUGAGUGCAAGAAUAAGAAGUAUGCGAACGAGGUGAUUGUCGAAUGUGCUGAAGCCUGGGAAAGAUUGGUCAAGGGUGCGUCAGAUGCUGGUGAUAUCAGCUUGACCAACGCCACUUUGUCUUCAUUGCCUAACUUUGUUGAAGCUGCUGAUGUUCCAUCUGCUUCGCCUCAGCCACCUGCCCCUAUUGACAAGUCCAUCGACAAGUGGUUCUUCAUCUCUGGUGCUCAUUGA
Molecule: messenger RNA, 855 nt
Organism: Candidozyma duobushaemuli
Lineage: Eukaryota; Fungi; Ascomycota; Pichiomycetes; Serinales; Metschnikowiaceae
Gene: IPP1
Product: inorganic diphosphatase
Exons: 1
Coding region: 1-855 (284 amino acids)
Biological process (GO): phosphate-containing compound metabolic process
Cellular component (GO): cytoplasm; nucleus
Molecular function (GO): magnesium ion binding; inorganic diphosphate phosphatase activity
Source: RefSeq, a predicted model, not a curated record